AUGAGAAUACUGUUAUUAGUGCUAUGUUUGGUUCAAAUUGUAACCAGUUUGAAUAUUCUUGUGUGUUUAUUGGGGACCAAUCAGUUUGAAAGGAACAUUUUCGAGUUUCUUGCACAACAACUUGCAUUACGUCACCAUAAUGUAAUUUCAAUCAAACCAGUGCUAAUCCCAGAGGAACCGCGACUAGUGAAACCAAAACUACACCUUGUCCGUGAGAAAGUGAUCAAGAAUGUUCUAAAUAAGGAUUUAUUCAAACCACUCGAAGACGCAGUGCCGAAUACGGCGUGGAGAGCCGACUACGAUUACGAUAGUUAUUUGGAGCCUUAUUAUAGAGCGCAUAACGCCAGUUGCUACAAACUUUUGAACUCAAAUCUGGUUGACUCAUUGAAAAAAGAAUCUUUGGAUGUGGCGAUUGUCUACUCGGGAAAUCCAUGUCUGAACGCGCUUACUCACCUGGUUGCCGUUCCCACCAUCUAUUUUGAUACUGAAGGACUCACUGAUGAAACUUUGACCGCUGCUGGUGCUCCUGUUGAUGUUCAAACUUCUCCAUCGCACUGUGCCAUUGCGGAAUCUAAAGACUAUCCACUUUUGAACAUCUACAGAAAUUCAGUAUGCUAUUUGCAAGAAAUGAUCGCUCAACUCGGUCUUCCAAUCCUUUCCUCUUUGGUUUCCAAGCGUCAUCGUCUUUUGGAUGAGCCAACUACGAAUAUCUUCAGAACAGAUUACACUAUUAAAAAGAGAUUCAAAAACUUCCCAAAUGUUAACACGUUGAAACAACAAAGCGUUGUCUUUUUUGCGAACACAGAUCCACUUCUCGAGCCUUCACGUGCUCUACCACCCAAUGUUAUCCCAGUCGGUGGUCUCCAUAUUGAUCAUCCAAAACCACUUUUUGCACCAUGGAACACUACCAUUGCUGCGGCCAAAGAAGGAUUGAUUAUUGUUUCUUUUGGAACACAAGCAGACAGCAGUAAAAUGAGUGCCAAGCAAGCCAAGUCUAUUCUCAAGGCUCUAACAAAUCUAAACGACUACAGAAUUUAUUGGAGAGUUGGACCAAACAUGAAACUUGAUGGAAUUGAUGAAACUAAGAUCCCAAAACAUAUCAACCUGACCACUUUCAUCCCACAAAACGAUCUUCUCGCUCAUAAAGCUUGUAAACUUCUUGUCACUAACGGAGGAAUGUCAUCUGUAAUGGAAGCAGUGGCUCAUGGAGUUCCUAUUGUUGGAGUCCCAUUGUAUGGAUCCAACAGAUACAAUUUACAGAAGGUUUCAAAUAAGGGACUUGGUGUAGUAAUUGAAAAAGAUGAUCUCAAUGAAAUUUCAUUGUAUGGAGCCAUGAAAAAAGUGUUGGAGUCAGCGAAAUACAAAAAUACUGCUAAGGAAAUGUCGAGAGAGUUCAGAGCCCGUACGACAUCACCAUUCGCUGCAGCUCUUCAUGCUAUUGAUCACGUUGGUCGUCAUCACUCAUACGCCUACAUGCAGCCUGCCUACCAGCCAAUCUACCAUCGCGUUGAUUUUUAUCUUCUUUUGCUCAUCGUCUUCUUACCUGUACUUCUUCUUCAAAAGUUCUUCGGAUUUUUCUUCAAAACCACAGCUAAAAAUGUUCAAAGCUCCAAAGUGGCUGAAGCGGCUGUGAAAGUGGUCAAAGAGGUUGCGGAGUCGAAGAAAAAUAAGUGA
Molecule: messenger RNA, 1674 nt
Organism: Caenorhabditis remanei
Lineage: Eukaryota; Metazoa; Nematoda; Chromadorea; Rhabditida; Rhabditidae
Exons: 7
Coding region: 1-1674 (557 amino acids)
Molecular function (GO): UDP-glycosyltransferase activity
Source: RefSeq, a predicted model, not a curated record